This is a messenger RNA of Echinococcus granulosus, 870 nucleotides long. RefSeq lists its product as hypothetical. Bases 1 to 870 code for a protein of 289 amino acids. The record is from RefSeq and is a predicted model, not a curated record. The transcript has 6 exons. Lineage: Eukaryota; Metazoa; Platyhelminthes; Cestoda; Cyclophyllidea; Taeniidae.
AUGAGCAGUGAGUACAGCACUAUGGAUCUGCAAUCCGAGUUGGAGAAGAAGAAUGCGGAGACUGCUAAGCUCAAGGCGCAACUCGAGGAGGUUCUUUCUCGCUUCAAAGACCUUAAAAUCAAAGCCGAGCGUCGAGCGAAGUUGCUGCACCAUGUGAUGGCGGAGUACAAUGCCAUGACGAAGGAGUACGACAUAUUGAAGACGGAAGCCACCACAUUGCAGCAGAAGAAAAACGAGAUGUACGACUACAUGGUAAACCAGGAGACGAGAAUCGAGCAGUUGGAGCGAAACAUCCAGGUCCUCGAGGCCGAGAAUAAUGAGCUCAGACGAAGCAGGAUUAUCGAUGCCUCAACGAAACAGUGGUACGGUGAAUGUACACACAGCUGUUCCAAACAUCCUCGAACCUAUCCCAAUCUCACUGUCCACGGUCACAAAGGUGAACAGAUUCCAGACGAGGCGACAUGUCCGCCAUGCGAUACCUGUUCUGAGGCCGAGGCCUGGGCCCAGGGCCUAAUGGAUACAGCGCCAAAGUUCACCGACAGUCUGCGCAGACACUUUCAGUCCACGUUGCCGCUUCGUUCACGCGGGACACUGCCUCGUAGUAUGCAAUCGACACCGUUUUCCACUUUGCAGAAGCCCUCUAGCGUCCCGACUCAGGAAACUUGCAUCAACCUUUGGAAACUUCGGCUCCAACGUCCAAGGCUAAGUAAAAAGAAGGAACCCGAGUUUAAGUCCGGUAUCUCUGAGUACGCUCCACCACCUCGUUCGGAGCAACUCGCCGACCCACCAUUUCCGCCACGCGGUCUCAAACGCCCAAAGCCCAUCAACACACUUGAACCUCCCCCCCCUCAAUUACCUUUGGCCCCAUGA